Messenger RNA from Ooceraea biroi (clonal raider ant), 7236 nucleotides. Its product is annotated as casein kinase I. The record is from RefSeq and is a predicted model, not a curated record. Gene Ontology annotation, biological process: protein phosphorylation; G protein-coupled receptor signaling pathway. Gene Ontology annotation, molecular function: protein kinase activity; ATP binding; G protein-coupled receptor activity. NCBI's taxonomy places the organism in Eukaryota, Metazoa, Arthropoda, Insecta, Hymenoptera, Formicidae. Gene Ontology annotation, cellular component: membrane.
GCAUUGCAAUAUUCUGAUACCUCGUUAUCCUCAGAACCUCGGCACACGGAACGCGGCAACGCGGUGACCAAUCACCGUCUAGCUUUUGGGUCUCGAAUAUUUACUCCACAGAGAGAGCGCCAGCGUCGCCGAGGCAGUAAUGGCGGUAUGUCAGGAAGAGGGCGCCUGCAGCGCCAUGACCGUUCUCACUUCCGUACUGGUCAGUGUCCGGUUUUGCUAGGAGGAACGUGUGCCCGCGCAACGCAAGGUCUGCCAUCGCGGUUGGCGGGCGCUCACGGCCGCGCUUCGUUGUUACCAGUCCGCUCAGACGACGCGGCAGAUGCCCUGCCGCGUCGCGCGUCCCCAUUGGUCGCCGCGCGCGCUGCUCUCGUGCAACCGGAUCGACGUUUAUCGCAAGAUCCGGCCACCCCGCCUGUCCAGCUUCGACGUCGGCGAAGUGCUCGCGCGUGUUGCGUUCACCAAAAAAUUUCAUCACGACUGGUCAACCGCCCCCCGCGGGGGGGCUAGCCUCACGAUACCGUCGUUUCCACCGUCGUUGUCGUCGUCAUCGUCGCGCGCCGUUCCAGCAGCGCCUUCGACAACACAACGGCGAAAGCGACAGACGCGAGCGCAGCGCCGCCGCCAUCAGCGCGACCGCCAUCGCAACGAGGUGCGCUAUUCCGUACGCCGCGACACGCACGUAGAAAUGCCCGUAGGUACGAGAUCGAUCGGUUCGAGUUCUCACACGACGAGCAUGGAGGUACCGCCGCCGUGCCUGUGAACGAGCGUCGUGUCGCGAGCGAGCAUCCAGCCACGCAUUUGCCGUCGCGCGGCCGAGCAUCGCACCAUCACCCUCGCGCUCGCAUCAGGUCAGCUGCUGCUGCUGCCGCCGCCUCCGCGCCGCCGCCGCCGUUGCUGUUGCCGUUGCCGCUGAUCAUUGGUGCGCGUCGCGAGUAUCGGUAUACACUCGUCUCUCGUCAUUAUCGUCGUCCGAGCCACCACCGCCGCCGCGUUCGUGAUCCACAGUGUGAUACUUGAACUUGUGUGGGUUAGCCGUGAGAGCUCGUGAUACAAUGGAGCUACGCGUUGGUAACAAAUACCGGCUUGGGCGGAAAAUCGGGAGUGGAUCCUUCGGCGACAUUUAUCUAGGUACUAAUAUUUCUACGGGUGAGGAGGUCGCUAUCAAGCUAGAAUGCAUAAAGACUCGACAUCCACAAUUGCAUAUAGAAUCCAAGUUUUACAAGAUGAUGCAAGGAGGUGUUGGAAUACCUACCAUAAAAUGGUGUGGUUCGGAAGGUGACUAUAAUGUAAUGGUAAUGGAAUUACUUGGACCAUCACUAGAAGACCUAUUUAAUUUUUGUUCGAGACGUUUUUCAUUGAAAACGGUUCUGCUCCUUGCCGAUCAAUUGAUAAGUAGAACAGAUUACAUUCACAGCCGCAACUUCAUUCAUCGUGAUAUUAAGCCGGACAACUUUCUGAUGGGCCUUGGGAAAAAGGGGAACCUCGUCUACAUCAUAGAUUUUGGAUUGGCUAAAAAGUAUCGUGAUGGGCGCACACACAAACAUAUACCUUAUCGAGAAAACAAGAAUCUUACAGGAACAGCCAGAUACGCGAGUAUAAACACACACUUGGGGAUUGAACAAUCACGGCGGGACGAUCUCGAAUCUCUUGGCUAUGUCCUCAUGUACUUCAAUAGGGGUAGUCUGCCUUGGCAAGGAUUGAAAGCAGCAACAAAGAGACAAAAAUACGAGCGUAUUUCCGAGAAGAAAAUGUCGACACCUGUAGAAGAACUUUGCAAGGGUUAUCCCGAGUUCGCGUCGUAUCUAAGGUAUUGUCGAGAUCUGCGCUUCGAGGAGAGGCCAGAUUAUUCGCAUCUUCGUCAACUCUUCCGGACAUUGUUUCAUGGCCAAGGCUUCACCUAUGAUUAUGUCUUCGACUGGAACAUGCUGAAGUUUGGUAACGCGAGACAACCAACGUUACCCUCGGCGCAACAAGCGCCCAUGCAUUCACAGCCGUCUAACGCGGCGCUGCCUUCUGGGACCAACAACGAUCAGGAACAUCGAUCAAGGCCGUACACACGACAGUGUUUGCCGAACGCGUCUGUAGCGGCGGUGGGGCCGACGCUUGGGCCAAACGCGAGUCUGCGGGCGAUCCGGCAGAAACGCGAAAUGGAGACUCGUGGCGACCAGGACAAUCAGGACAAGAGUGAUCUCCAAGCAUCGGGUGCGGGUGGCCAAGAACGAAGGGUCAGCAUGCGGUUGCACCGUAGAGACGCGCUUCUAGCUGCUGCAGGGGAAAUGCAACCCAAAUCCAAGAAGCGCCAAUGCGACGGCAAUCGCCCCACCCACCCUGAUGGUCAGGCGGGCAAGCGUGCAACACAACAAGUGAAUCAGCAGCAACAAUAGCGGGUUCACCAUCGUCAUCGCCAUCAUCAACGUCACCACCAGCAGCGUCGCCCGCCACCGUCAAGAGCGGCGAUCGGCGAGCACCGUCGGUGGCGUGGCGCGUUCCCGCCUGCCGCGCGCCGGAAAUAGACCUGUGCGUGGUGCCUCGCGACCAUCCGGCGAACGGUGACACGCGAGGCGACCCGAUUUUUGCGUGACGCGGGAGUCGCGGGGACGUCGAGUGACAACGCUCUUCUGUGCGUGUGUGGUGAUGUCCCCUUUUACGACGCCCGCGAUGUGUCCCGCGUUCUGCAAAAGUGACGGAAACGACCGCGCGCGAGUGAACAAGCGAGAGGAGAGACAAGUCGUUUGUUCCCGCGACGCGCUUUAAGGGUGCAUGUGCUGCGAAGAGAGGAAGAAGUCGACGAUAAAAAAAAAAGAACAGGAAUGCGCGACGAACGCGGUGCAAGUCACAAGAACAACCGCAUCUCCAGGAUGCAGCGCACAAGACUUUCAGGCGAAUUAGCAAUUGCGUGCGAGUCGAUUCUACGGGAAAACCUACGAUCGGAGCGAGUCCCGUCUACUGAACGCUCUCAACGGCACGGCGUUGACGAGAGAGAAAGAGAGAGAAAGAAAAAGAGAGGGAGAGCCCAAUCUAGGAAUCGUCAAGCUCAUCGUGUAGUAUUAGAGGCGCGCGGUCGUGAUCGUUUUCAGGGCGAAUCACAAAAUGUACAGUACGCGACUUCGAUGAUGAUUCUCGCAGUUGUUUAUAGUCAACUCGUUGUCUACGAGCUACCGGUUCUCGUCAGCCAAGACUGACACUGCUUCCUCUGAAUUCAAAGCGCAUAAAUGGCAAAGUACUUUGAACAAAUAAUAAUGUACUUGUCUAGGUUCAGUAUAAUGUGAUUAUUAAUUGAUUAUUCACUGAGUUUUAAAAAAGAAAAGAGCAGCUCCUAUCGGAUAAUAGUAGGUAAAGUUGUCGAGGUGAAACACGUGUUCGUAGAAGGCUACGACGAAGGACGAAGGCGUCAAAAAUAGUAGUGUUUCGUAUAGAUUAUUAUGUCACAUUUAUUAUUCCCAGAUUAUAAUAGCGUAUGUUCUAUUUAUAAAUUUUUCGUAUUCUCCUUGUACAUGUAAUUUCCAAGAGCUCAGUUUGUUUUCCUUUUUCUUGAGAUACCGUACAAGUCGCUUCAAGUCGACUCCGCGUAUUCGCCGUUGUUCAAUUUUCCUGGGACAGCCGUCGUAAGUUAACGCGAUCAUUGCCAUGUCCCGCUCCAAUCGGAUACCGGAUACAUUUGUAUAAAUGUAGAAUAUUUCUUCGUAUAAGUCGCAACGUGUACAUAGGCCGGAACGCAUCAAUAGUCGAGCAGCGAGGAUGUUACAGCUGUUACGGAUUUUUUGCACAAAACGAGCGAGUGGUGUUCUCGGAUGAUAUUAAUGUAGUAUACGUAGCUCCGUGUUUAGCGUGUCGAAAAGGACGAAGUGCAAUCGCGGGGAAAUGCCGUAAUUAAAGAAUUUUCACUAGAAAGUAUGUAUUCGAUACUGCUGAGACAAGUGCGUGUCCUAAACUCGGACCGUCGUCGCUUCCGUUGAUGUCGUUGACAAAAAUAGCUUUCGGGAACAUCUGCGUCCAAGAAAAGUUUACCCCCCGAGAUCAAGAGACACACGGAGUCCUAAAACACGUAUUCUUUUUUUUUCUCUGCCCGAGUCGCUUAACGAAGCGACGUCACGCCGAGCUGCGGCACGACGGCAGGACGAGUCAUUUUUUAUCUUUCCGCUAAGAAAGCUCUAGUUAAACGAUCAUACAGAACGUAGUACAACGGGCCACGCAAGGGUGGGUGAGACAUAGAAGAGAGGGUGAAAACGUGGGCAAGAGGGGCACGUCUAGUUUUUAGGGAAUUCGUUCGGUUGUGCUAGAUGGUAAGGAGAAACAUGAUUGCGAGUUUCUGAGGAGCACCUCCUCAAUUUCAUCAGCAUCGAUCGGGCGUACUGUACAGAUAAUGCGUGUGUGUACGCGCGUGUGCGUAUGCGUUGUACGUGCGUGUCACAUGUGAUGAAUUAUAUACGCCGCGGUUCACGUGGCCGUUACCGUUUAAUCGUGCGUUUCGCAAAGAGACGAGAAGAGAGAGGUGUGCCGACGUGCCGUGAAAAGGAAGCGCCGGACCGAAUUCAGCGUCCAAGUAUAACAAAUAACUGAUACGACCUUUUCUCACCCCCCCUGACAAAACGUGCCCUUCCCUUUUGUACGGUAACAAUAGCAAACCGAGAACACACGAAUCAAGAGCGAAGAAUUCAGCGCGCGCUCCGCUGUUCACCGACCGCCGUUCGCCUUCUGCUUUUUCCCUUUUCUUUCUUUCUACGAAAAUCAGCUUUAAGCUAGACGAAGAUACAACGUUCAUUAAUUUCCGCCUCCAUUAACAAACGGAGGCGGAUUAGCAAACGGAGGAACCGUCGGUGAACCGUUAUCGGAGCAUCAUUUCGCGUUUGUGUUUAUAAAACGGAUAUGCGUGUGUUACGUGCGCGCGUAUGCACGCUCUUUUACGUCGACUACAUGCGAAAUUUUGCGUGCGAGUGUGUGGAGAAGAAAAAUGAUAGGGAAGAAAAGUUAAUAAGGUGCGUGCGUGUGUCUCCGAAUCGAGCAAGUGCCAUGAAAAAAUGCGUUGCGUCGCAUGUACGAAGAACCAUAUGUAUAAUCCACGUUUUCAACUCUUGCAUUUCAUUUAUCUCGUGUAAAUCGCGUCGAUUGUCAUGCAAUCGUGUACAGCGCUUAAAAGACAAAACGAAAUCGAUCGAUCAUAAUUAUUGAACGACUGAUUGCAAGUUUAUAGAGAUAAUUAAUCAUCUUUAGCAUAUCAAUGCAAAUGUAUGCGGUUUUGAGGUGCAUUAUUGAUAAUUUCGACAAAAAAGUUAAAUAAUACGAACUGUUUAAAUUGUUAUAUUUUUAACUUAACUUUAAGCAGCAUUUUUCGUUUCCAAACAGAGUCUUGUCUGCAUUGCGACGCACUUUUUCUGGCGUAAUAAUACGCAACGCGAAGAUGCAAGAAUGCGUACGAAAAAUAUUGGCAAUGACAAAGAGGUGAUCACGUAGUUGAACGAUCCUAAGCCCAUCGAGCUCACGUAGACCAUCGUCCACGAACAAGAUUUUGAAGGACGUUCGUGCUUGUAACCUUGAAAAUGAGGUGUCAGACAACAUUUCAUAAAUAUCCUAAGACAUUUAAAAAAUAUUUUAAAUCUAUACACUGCAAAUCUAAGUGUAAUUUUCAUACACUUACAUAGUAAAUGUAUGAAAAUCGUAAUUUUUUACGCACUAAUAUUUGUGUUAUUCUACUUCAUGUUUUAUCUACUACAUGUUUUUCUACAGCUAAGUACAUAUUUUUAAAAUAUGUUAAAUUGCACACUUAAGAAUUACAUUUUUCUUUAUUUUUACAUACUUUGUACUGUGUACACUAUACACAUAAAUUACAAAUUGUCAUAUUGUCAAUUGUCAUAUAUACAGCGAAACGUGUUAAAUGAAGCGUUUAAAUAUGUAAAUUUAUUCUUUAUGAAGUGUAAUCUUCACACGGAAAGCCAAAUCAUACACACAGAAAUAUGUAGUUACUACACACUUGGAUUUGCAAUGUAGGACAUCCUUUAGACGCCUUUUCAAAGCUUCGUGUUUCGAGAUCGAUUACAAACACAGGCUUGAUCUCGAAUGAAAAAUAUCCAAACAUAUCUUUCUCUUAUUUGAAUAAUCUAUACUGAAAUCGUCGCGAAGAAUGGUUGAAAACUAAUUUUCUAUGUACUUUCAAGAGUGUUUGCAAAAAACACUCGCAAACGUCCGAAAAUUCGUCUCGAGAGUUACUUGCGAGUCACUAACAAAAAAAAAGAAGAGGAAAGGGUCAAGCAUUCGCGUUGCCAGUUGAGGGUCAGCAAAGGUCCAUCCGUUCUCACCUCAUCAUUGUCUUUCCUUAUUCCCUAUCCUCUCUCCCACUUCGGUUCUCUUCCUAACGUCUUGUACGAUAUUAUUGUACGAUGCAUCGCGUAUAAAGUAAGAGAGAAAACGAGAAAACGUGAUAAAAAGUUAUACAUGUAGACACCAUUGUACCGACACCGUGUUUUUCUAUGUACUUUUUUUCUCUUUUUUUUUUCGUAGGGUACUACUACUAUCAUAUUACUACUAUCAUAUUAUUACUAUUACUAUUACUACUACGACUAUAUUACCAUUACUACCGCUGCUGCUAUUGCUAAUUAACUGUUAUUACGUUGUAUAUCGUAUAGUCGAAUUUUGGAUCGAUCUACUCGAGACGAGGCGAUCCUGAUGGUAGAGCGAGGACGAAGCAACGUAUCCCGAAGCCUGACACAUCCGCGAAUUCCGAUCAUCGCAUCACGCACGAAUGCCUUCAUUUUGUUUCGUUUAGAAAAACGGAGAAGAGAAGAAGGUGCUUUUUUUAUAUUCUCAGAGAACGACGGUUUUACGUAAUGAUAAUUCUACCGUCGUCAUCGGAUGAGAGAUCCAAGAUCCGCUAUUUUUCAUCAAGUUAUUUUUCUUCCUUCUCGCGUCCCGUUAUUGCUCAAGAGAAGCUUCUGCGGAACGAUACAACAUUGCAAUAGUUACCAAAACAUCUCUUCUGCACCGAGAAAGUGAUCUCUGCAUAACUCAACGUUCAUCAUCUAAGCUACAAAUCAUCACUUUUUUUUAUAUAGAUACAUGUGUGCAAUCUUUCUUCUUUUCUAUCAACCGAAUCAUCUUGUUUUGUAUAAUUAUUUACGUAUUUAUUAUACAACUGAUGCGCGCGAUAGAUCUUGAAGAAUACUUUAGAGCGCAACACGACGGAGUGAGCUCCGUUCUAACUGGACUUUUUGGAGUAAUAUCUCGAUUGCCAGUAAAUCUCCA